Geodia barretti is the source of this 588-nucleotide messenger RNA. NCBI's taxonomy places the organism in Eukaryota, Metazoa, Porifera, Demospongiae, Tetractinellida, Geodiidae. The record is from the annotation of a GenBank genome assembly.
AUGGCCGGGGAAACGGUGGUUAUCGGCUCGCGGGACGCCGUUCGGGCCCAGGAAGCUGCGGACGAAUUGCUGGCCCUGGCCCCUGGCGCUGCCAUAUCCGGAGCGGUGAAUCCGGAGGCCGCCGCGGAGUCUGAUGUGGUGUUUCUGACCAUGCCCUACAACGGCAUGUCGCCCACCAUCGCCGGCGUCGGGGACGCGCUGGACGGCAAGGUUGUCGUAACCGUGAUCGCCCCGAUGCGGUUCGAACGCGGCGUCGGAGCCAUCGCCGAAGAAGUGGAGACCGGCUCGGCGGCGCAGGAAGCCCAGGCCGCGGCUCCGGCCUCCAAAGUCGUCGCUGCCUUCCAGAAUGUAUCCGCCGAGGAGCUGUUGAAGCCGGGGGUCACGCUGGACGAGGAUGUGGUCAUCUGCGGCGAUGACGCGGACGCCAAGCAGGCGGUGGUCGGCCUGACCCGGAAGAUACCCAACCUCCGCCCCGUGGAUGCCGGCGCCCUCUACAACGCCAAGUACGUGGAGCAGAUCACCCCUUUGCUGGUCAACAUCAACCGACGCUACCGUGCCCAUUCUGGAGUGCGGAUCACCGGUGUGUGA